This is a messenger RNA of Gasterosteus aculeatus aculeatus (three-spined stickleback), 2356 nucleotides long. Lineage: Eukaryota; Metazoa; Chordata; Actinopteri; Perciformes; Gasterosteidae. The record is from RefSeq and is a predicted model, not a curated record.
GCUCAUUUCACAGAAGUAAUAUUUUUCUUUUCGGAAGGAGAUCCCGACAAAGCGGCCCUAUUUCUUUUCAGCAAGUAAAAGUCGAAUAAUCCGAAAACCGACGAUGUACGCCAGGACUAAUACCGGCAGCACACACGGAGACUUUCAGGACAGAAACGGAGUGAAUUAUGUGACAUCGACGGAGUCUUUCGGCCACUGCUCUCAAUUGUUCUGGAAAAAGGAUCCCAACGACUCCGGACCGAGUUCGACCAUCAGCUGGUGCGACCAGCUUCCCACGUCCUCGGCGGCCCUCUCCAGCUCCAGUCUCUCUUCGGCGUCCCUCUCCAGCUCCAGCCUCUCCCUGGAGUCCCGAGCGCCUCCGCCGCCGCCGCCGGCCGUGACGGCGCCGGACGACAUGGACUCGGACGAGAGGCCGUACGUCUGCGACCUGUGCACCUGCGCCUACAAGCACGCCAGCUCCCUGCUCAACCACAAGCUCACCCACAAGAUCGGGGACUUCAGGUGUGACUUUUGCAGCAAACCCUACACUAACUACAUGUCCCUGCGCAACCACAUGCGAAUCCACGGGCAGAAGCGCUACAUGUGCGACCUGUGCGGGAAGGCGUUCCGCCUGGCCCGGUACCUCCGCAACCACCAGAGGAUCCACGACGACGGGCCCAACCGCUUCGACUGUCCCUCGUGCUGCAAGAGCUACAGGACCAUGCUGGAGCUGGCCCAGCACCGCUGCACCGCCGCCGCCACCAACCAGAACCGUUUCAACUGCCCGUCCUGCUUUAAGAGCUACCGAACCAUGCUGGACCUGGCUCAGCACCGGUGCAGCGCCGCGCCCAAAAACCAGUCCGGCAGUCGUCGUUCCAGCUACGCCGCCAACGCUCGCCGGCAGCAGCAGCAGCAGCAGCAGCAGCAACAACAGCAACAGCAGCAGCAGCAGCAGCAGCAGAACAGCGCCAACUCCAUGAUGCAACCGCCGCAUGGAGGACACGGACAGCAGGAACCCCUGCCCCCCCACUGCGUCUCCCCCAUGUCCCAGGGAGGGCAGGGCGGCGUGUCCAGCCAGUCUGUGCCUGACCCCCACCAGCAGGGCCGUCCCAGCUCUGUGUCGUCCCAGAGCAGCCAGCAAAGCAUGAGGAGCUCGUCCUCCAACAAACACAUCUCCUCCUCCGGAGCCGCCCCGUCCUCCUCCUACUCCCUGCUCCAGCCCCUGGUGCCUGAGGUAAAGGAGCUGAGCUCGGGAUACACUAGGCUGAGCGCCAACCCCAUGGCUCUCUACCCGUUCCCCCCCCACCUCCCCCUGCAGCCGAAGCAUCAGGACACUUUCUCUCUGGCCCCCCAGCGGCCCCUCACCAUCAACCCCAUCGGCCACUCCCUCCAUCCGAACGGAGCGCCCACGCUCAAGCCUUCCCCUGUGCCACGCACCAUCCAGGCCAUGCCCUGGGAGCAGCGCUCCCUCUACAAUCAAUGAACCCCCCCCACACACACACACACACACACACACAACCCCUCCAGGAACCAGCUGCCCCCCUUCCCAUCACGUUGCGUCCAGCACCACGCACCCUUCCCCAUCCUUUCUACACCCUUUUCGGACCCAGCAUCAAAGAGGGAGGACUUUGGACGCCCCUUCACCACGGUGCCCCUCCUUUUGGAACGUUGUGUUUGGGAUUGGGGGGGGGCAUGAGAACUAGUUGAGAUUGAAUAACUGAGUAGUUAGGUUUAAAAAAGAAAAAUGGAAAAAAAAAUGUGUUGCCUUGACCCUCAUGUAUGAUCUAUGCCAUGUACUGGAUAUAAGUUAAAAUGUCUGUCUCCUCACUUAAGAAUUGAUCCCCCUCUCGUAAUGAAAAUAUCUACUACCCCCCCCUCAUUAUGAUUAGAGCGCCCGCCCCUCCCCACGUGUUAAAUAAAACAAAACGCUAUUUUGUAUGGAAAUUCUCCCUUCAGUCAGAUAUGUUUCCUUGAAACAUAAAAGCUGACCUAAGUGAAAGGAAGCUGGAGGGGGGGGGGUCCCUUUGUUGUGUUAUUUCCAAAUGUUCAACAUGCUCCAGACGAAGGUUGUGUAUAUUGUGCGUUUCCAGCACGCCUCUCUCCUCAGUAACCGCGGCAACGACGUCCUGAGGAGCGAGUGGUCCGGCAGCGUGGAGGACCUCGAGCGACCGGGGGGGGGGGGCUCGGUUACCUUCUCUUUAACCCACAACUCAAUUUUGUUCUAAGCCUGCACACCUGUUGGCGGCGGGUGGGGCAAAUUUAGGAAAGACAGCAGUACGAGUCUCCACCCCUUUUUGUUGUUACGCUGCGACUGUCCACAUGUGUGUUCCUCUCACUUUAAAGCACUUUAAGACAAGUGCUGUGUAAUUAUCACCCC